Zonotrichia albicollis (white-throated sparrow) is the source of this 4128-nucleotide messenger RNA. NCBI's taxonomy places the organism in Eukaryota, Metazoa, Chordata, Aves, Passeriformes, Passerellidae. The record is from RefSeq and is a predicted model, not a curated record.
AUUUUUCCUUUUUUUUCAGUCAGAGUGAAGGAGAGAGUGCAGACCCAUUUCAGUUGUGUAGAGGAUCCCACAGGCACAUAAAUGCAGUAUCUCAACGUAAAAGAAGAUUGCAAAGCCAUGGCUUUCUGUGCAAAAAUGAGGAGCACCAAGAAAAAUGAGCUCAACCUGGAGGCUCAGCACCAGGGGCUGGAAAUCCUCUUCUACCUGCAGGACAAAGCCCCGCUGUGUUACUCCAGCGGGGAGUUCACCUCGGAGGAGCUGUGCAUUGAGGCUGCCCAGAAGUGCUCUGUGUCCCCUCUGUGCCACAACCUCUUUGCUCUGUAUGAUGAGAACAAGAAGCUCUGGUAUGCACCAAACCAGGUCUUCAAGGUGGAGGAGGCCAGUAUGACCUGGUGAAGGGCCUGGCACCCAUCCGAGACCCCAAAAACGAGCAGGAGGUCCAUGAGAUAGAGAAUGAGUGUCUGGGCAUGGCUGUCCUGGCCAUCUCCCACGAUGCCAUCAAGAAAAACGUGAAGCUGCCAGAGCUUCCCAAGGACAUCAGUUACAAGCAUUAUAUCCCCGAGACUCUCAACAGAACCAUCAGGCAGAGGAAUUUCUUGACCAGGAUCCGGAUCAAUAACGUUUUCAAGCAUUUCCUCAAGGAGUUCAACAACAAAACCAUCUGUAACAACAGCGUCUCCCCUCGGGACCUGAAGGUGAAAUAUUUAUCCACCAUGGAGGUGCUGACCAAAUAUUAUGGGGCUGAGAUCUUUGAGAGCUCGUUCCUGCUGAUCUCUGCUGAGAAUGAGAUGAAUAAAUUCAGCUGUGGGGACAACGAGAAGUACGAGGUGAUGGUGACGGGGAACAACGGCAUCCAGUGGAGGCUCAAGCCAAGUGAGCUGCGGCUGGGCUCGCACGCCGAGGCGCUGUCCUUCACCUCGCUGGUCGACGGCUACUUCAGGCUCACUGCGGACGCCCACCACUACCUGUGCACCGACGUGGCUCCUCCCCUCAUCCAGCACAACAUCAAGAACGGCUGCCACGGCCCCAUCUGCACGGAAUAUGCCAUCAACAAGCUGAGGCAGGAGGGCAACGAGGUGGGCAUGUACGUGCUGAGGUGGAGCUGCACCAACUUCAACCACAUCCUGAUGACUGUCACCUGCCUGGAGGGCUCUGAGGUGAUGAAUAACUCAGGCCCCUACAAGAACUUCCAGAUCGAGGUGAAGAAGGGAGGGUACUUCCUCCAUGGCUCCAACAAAUCCUUUGCAUCCCUGAAGGACCUCAUGGAGCACCUGAAGGGGCAGAUCCUGCGCACAGACAACAUCAGCUUCACCCUCAAGAGGUGCUGCCAGCCCAGACCCAGAGAAAUCUCCAACCUGCUGGUGGCCACCAAGAAGGCCCAGGAGUGGCAGCCCGUGUAUCCCAUGGGGCAGCUGAGCUUCCACCGCAUCCGCAAGGAGGAGAUCGUGCAGGGAGAACACCUGGGCAGAGGCACCAGGACCCAGAUUUACUCAGGGAUGCUCAGCCUCAAGGAUGAUGAGAACGAAGGGUAUCAGAACGAGAGGGAGAUCCGAGUCCUGCUCAAAGUCCUGGACCCCAGCCACAGGGACAUUUCCUUGGCAUAUCAUGGUGGAAGAGUUUGUUGAAUGUGGGCCUCUGGAUCUGUUCAUGCAUAAGAAAAGUGAACUUCUCACAACCCCAUGGAAAUUCAAAGUGGCCAAACAGCUCGCAAGUGCCCUGAGCUACCUGGAGGACAAGGAUUUGGUGCAUGGCAAUGUGUGCACCAAGAACAUCCUGCUGGCCAGAGAGGGCAUUGAUAGCGAGUACGGGCCCUUCAUCAAGCUCAGUGACCCAGGAAUCCCCAUCACGGUGCUCUCCAGGCAAGAGCGCGUCGAGCGGAUCCCCUGGAUUGCUCCUGAGUGUGUGGAAGAUUCCAAAAACCUCAGCAUUGCUGCAGACAAGUGGAGCUUUGGUACAACCCUGUGGGAAAUCUGCUAUAAUGGAGAAACUCCUCUGAAAGAAAAGACCUUAGCAGAGGGCCACUUUGGCAAGGUGGAGCUGUGCAGGUAUGACCCAGAAGGUGACAACACCGGGGAGCAGGUGGCAGUGAAAUCCCUGAAGCCAGAGAGUGGAGGGAAUCACAUCGCUGACCUCAAGAAGGAAAUUGAAAUCCUGAGGAAUCUUUAUCACGACAACAUCGUCAAAUACAAAGGGAUUUGCACAGAAGAUGGAGGAAGUGGGAUUAAACUCAUCAUGGAAUUCCUUCCCUCCGGGAGCCUGAAGGAGUAUCUCCCACGGAACAAGAACAAGAUCAAUCUCAAGCAGCUGCUCAGAUAUGCAGUUCAGAUCUGCAAGGGCAUGGACUACCUGGGCUCCCGUCAGUACGUGCACCGUGACCUGGCAGCGAGGAAUGUCCUGGUGGAGAGUGAGCACAGGGUGAAGAUUGGGGACUUUGGGCUCACCAAGGCCAUCGAGACAGACAAGGAAUAUUACACGGUCAAGGACGACCGCGACAGCCCCGUGUUCUGGUACGCCCCGGAGUGUUUGCUGCAGAGCAAGUUCUACAUCGCCUCUGAUGUGUGGUCCUUCGGGGUGACGCUCUACGAGCUCCUCACCUACUGCGACUCCGAGUGCAGCCCCAUGGCCGUGGAUCAGCUGAUGAGGAAGUGCUGGAUCUACAAACACGACGAGCGCACCACCUUCCACAACCUGAUCCAAGGAUUUGAAACAAUUAUGAGUAAAAUGUAAAUAUUUUUUUUAAUCCUGUCAGGACUUUAAAUGCCCAGCAACCUCUCUAUGCCCAAGGCUCUUAUCUUUUUUUUUUUUACUCCUGUAAUUUGUACUCUGGCUGGGCUGAUGUGGUUCUAAAGGAUUCUUUUGCCAACAGAUUGAAGAGUUGGAUUAAAAGAAUUUAAAAAGUUUGGGCAAAAUGAGCUCCAGCUCCCUUUGCUGCUGUUGUUGCAGGGCAGUUUUAUCCUGCUCUGGUUCUGGCUGUGCCACAAUUGGAAUUGCCCUGCUGGAUGAUUGAGCUGGGAAAAUCCACUGCAUUUCUCAGCUCCAACCUCAGCCAGGGGCUCUAAAAGGGCUCAAUUAAUAAUUAUAAAGUUGGCUGACAAAAUAUCCUUCACAUGCACUUAAAUCCUAAUAACAAACAAAAGAAUUCUGGCAUAAAAAAUAUAGGGGAAGUGAAAUUUUCAGUUCUUUAUAAACCCAGUCCUGAGCUCUUACAGGUAUUUAAAGAGAAGUGUUCAAAACCACCACCCCAGCAGUGUGGAGGGGUGGGCACUGUUGUGCAUUUCAGUGAGAAGCCCAAAAAUUUGGGAUAAAUAAUUUGCUUUUUCUAACUCCAUUCCCAUAUUCUUCCCCUGGAGGGGUGAAUGUGCAACCCUGGAGCUGAGGGAAGGAAUUCCUGGAGCUGGGAAGGAACCCAGCCCAUGCCCAGAACCUGGAGGGGAUUAUCCCAGAGGAAAAGGCCUGGGCACCCAGGAUUGUCCUAAAGGCCUGGGCACCCAGGAUUAUCCCAGAGGAAAAGGCCUGGGCACCCAGGAUUAUCUAAAGGAAAAGGCCUGGGCACCCAGGAUUAUCCAAAGGAAAAGGCCUGGGCACCCAGGAUUGUCCCAAAGGAAAAGGCCUGGGCACCCAGGAUUAUCCAAAAGGCCUGGGCACCCAGGAUUAUCCCAAAGGAAAAGGCCUGGGCACCCAGGAUUGCCCUAAAGGAAAAGGCCUGGGCACCCAGGAUUAUCCAAAGGAAAAGGCCUGGGCACCCAGGAUUAUCUAAAGGAAAAGGCCUGGGCACCCAGGAUUAUCCCAAAGGCCUGGGCACCCAGGAUUAUCCUAAAGGAAAAGGCCUGGGCACCCAGGAUUGUCCAAAGGAAAAGGCCUGGGCACCCAGGAUUGUCCAAAGGCCUGGGCACCCAGGAUUAUCUAAAGGAAAAGGCCUGGGCACCCAGGAUUGUCCCAAAGGCCUGGGCACCCAGGAUUAUCCUAAAGGAAAAGGCCUGGGCACCCAGGAUUAUCCCAGAGGAAAAGGCCUGGGCACCCAGGAUUAUCCCAAAGGAAAAGGCCUGGGCACCCAGGAUUGCCCUAAAGGAAAAGGCCUGGGCACCCAGGAUUGUCCCAAAGGAAAAGGCCUGGGCACCCAGGAUUAUC